AUGCCAUCGCCCCAGCACCGAAGGCUGACGCAGGGUGCAACCCUUCCCGCCGCCGCCCCUGCCAACCCACUGCCCGCUUCUUCCGUAUCGAUGCCUCGUCCCUUCAGCCCGCCGCCUCGAGGCGAACCUGCUGCAUCACCUCCAAGGCGACCCCGAUCUUGCCGGGCCACCCUUUGCCGCGUGGUGAUUUUACUUUUGGCCGCCCUCGUCGGCUUGAAUGUGUUGUCGUUGUUCGCAUCUGACCCGGACUCCCCGCGGCCUCCUGCCCUGUCGCCACCUGCUGCCCCCCGGGGCGUCGGCAAACCAGCCUACUACGCUUUCACCCGCCUUUCUGUUGUCCCUGACUUGAUUGCCAUAACUAUGGCCAUGGGCCAGAUUGGCCGCAAGGUUCACAGGCUCCCUUGCGUCCAAAGGGGUUGGGUCUACCGAAUGAAGGCCGCAUUGUCCGACAUGGAAGAGCCGGCGCAGCUCUUGGAGUCAUGGCUCUACGGCAAGAACUUUCCAGGGAAGCCGUCGGCAUCCGUAGAGGGCCGCCUAGCCGCAGAGGCACUUGAGAACGUGGAGAACAUAUGCCGGGCCGCACCUCGAGAUCUCGACAGGUUUCGGGAGCUACGGUGGUACGAAAUGACAGGUCACGCACAAUUUACGGUGGACGGUGUGUUGCACGAUCACUUUGCCGAGUUUAAAAACAGUACCUGGGCCUUCCACCCCGACGAGGAAGACUUGGGCCAGUACGACGACCUGGACCUGGUCGGAAACGUCAACCAGCACGAGGCUGCCGACCUCAACCGCACGGCUGCCAGGUUCCUGUCCAGUCUCCACAAGAAACGCCUGCCGGAACUCAUGCGUUUCUGCAACAUGAACGGACCACCGUUUCAGACCCCGCCCGAGGAAUUCGCAAUACUCAAGGCCAAAUUCGACAGCAUGCUCAAGCAAGUCGAAGAGCUGAGCAGCUCCGACUGGGCGGAAGCGGCAAGAGCGGGCCUGGAGCAGUAUGGCAUCUGGGAUGGGCCAAAACCGGGCUUACUUCGACGGGCCGCCUUUUGGGUCUGGGGAUCGGGCUGGGAGUACCCGUGCCGGCAGACCCCCAUCUCCUGGGAGGCCCAGGCCGGCGAACAGGAAGAUUAUUAUUGGAUGGACCCAUCCCCAGCGGGCCUCAGAGCAUACCGGGACCGCAAGUACGCUGAUCCCUACUACUACGCCAGCGCCCUCCGCUGCCUCCUCGCCUCCCAACGCGUCAUCAGGGAGGAAGUGCUGCCGCGAGUUCGCAAGUCGCAAACCGGCCUCGCCGAGGCCCAAGCCAAGUAUGAGAAGCAGGUCGCGGAGGCGAGCCAGAGGCUGAAACACCAAAUCGCGGAGCUUGUUGCCGGGCGGGGAUGGGAGUUCGUUGAGAGGGUCCAGAUCGGGCUGACGUCCGAGGGGCACCGGGUCGAGCUCUCCCGUGCCGAGGCGAAGGGCAUUCCCCUCACCGACGUGCGCAAUACAACCGUCUGGAAGGCGCAUGUUCCUGCCGCUGGACAGCAGAACGGCUGA
Messenger RNA from Chaetomium globosum CBS 148.51, 1533 nucleotides. RefSeq lists its product as uncharacterized. Lineage: Eukaryota; Fungi; Ascomycota; Sordariomycetes; Sordariales; Chaetomiaceae. The transcript has a single exon. The record is from RefSeq and is a predicted model, not a curated record. The coding region runs from base 1 to 1533 and encodes 510 amino acids.